Chlamydomonas reinhardtii is the source of this 6984-nucleotide messenger RNA. RefSeq lists its product as uncharacterized. The transcript is spliced from 41 exons. Lineage: Eukaryota; Viridiplantae; Chlorophyta; Chlorophyceae; Chlamydomonadales; Chlamydomonadaceae. Gene Ontology annotation, molecular function: molecular adaptor activity. Gene Ontology annotation, biological process: proteasome assembly. The coding region runs from base 610 to 6798 and encodes 2062 amino acids. The record is from RefSeq and is a predicted model, not a curated record. Gene Ontology annotation, cellular component: nucleus; cytoplasm.
UGGCUCGGGCACCAAUGUUUGCAUUUGCUUUAAGAUUUUGAGCACCUCAAAUCAAGAAGUAGCUUUUUGUGUGUUUCUGUUUGAACCGUGGGUCGCGAUCAGCUUUGCCAACGAGUGGCGCCAUUAAUGCGCCCCAAGUGACAUGCAAUUAUGUUACUUUAAGCUUAUGACAUAAGCAAGUGACUGCGUGACUUUCCGACGACAAAUGAAACUUGAAUGCUGACAUUGUGCCCGCGUUCGUUCGCAUCCUAUACAAGUAAUGAUUGCAAGCUUACCAGAUCAUACACGCGUGUGGAGUUAGCGAGAUAAAGCUUUGCGUCUCUCGUAAGCGCACUUCGUUAGUCUCAACCUUCCGACGGUCCGCUUAAUGCGCCGAGCUCACAUACAAUUGCAUCAACAGUAAACAUACGCUGCAUACGCUACAUUUAGGCUUUGCAAAGCCUUCUCAGCAUCGAGUACCCGAAGAUCUUUCUUCGUUAACCGCAGGCCUAGCUUGGCUUGGCGCAGCUGCACACGGCUGGAAAAGCACUGCCGACCGCUGCCAGCAGCAAUCAAAUUACACGCGGCUAGCUAGGAUUCAGGCAAAAGCGGCGAGCAGCGCCCACCACCAUGGCAUCCCAGGCGCCCCCGCCGGGGCCCGGUGGGCCAGCAGCAGUAGCAGCAGCUGCUGCAGCCGAUGCUACAGCCCCGGCUCCGGCCGCUGCUGCUACUGCCGCAGAGGAGGUGGCGGGUCUGGAUCGUGUGCUGACUCGUCUGGCACUCACGGACGAUGACAAACUGGAGAAGGUGCUGCAGAAGCUCAUCCCGGCAGUGAUUGGCCAGCUCAAGAGCCCGCACGACGCCACGCGCAAGAAGGUGCUGGAGAUCCUGAGUCACGUCAACAAGCGACUCAAGGCCCUGCCCGCCAUGCAGCUGCCGCUCGCGGAGCUGGUGACCAUGUACACGUCAGACCCGGCGCCGGGCACGCCGGCCCAGGCGGGCGCAAUGGUCCGCAACUUCGCGCUGGUGUACGGCGAGAUGGCGGCGGAGCGGGCGCCCGGGCUGCAGCGCGUGGCCGCGCUUCCUUCGCUGCUGGCGGGGCUGUCCAAGCGGCCCGCGGCGCACCAGGCGAUCCUUCUGCGUAUCGCCGCGGGGGCGCUGGAGCACAUGCCUCAGCCGUCUGUCACAGGCGCCAUCCCGGGCUUGCCAGCCUCCACCACCAACCCCGCCGUUGCCGCCGCCGCCGCCGCCGCUACAGCGGGUGCUGCUGCCGCGGGUGCUGCUGCGGGUGCGGCGGAGGCUGGCGGCGCCGCGCUGUCGCCUGCGGAGGCGGCGCUGCAUGCCCGCUUCCCCUUCCUCGCGGACACGGCUGACCGGGACAUCUUCCUGUCGUACGGCCUCAAGCUGGUGCUGUACACGCCCCGUACGACACGUGCGCCCUCCACACCCCUGGCGGCCGGGCAGGUGGGCGCCGGUGCUGCCGCCGCCGCCGCGGCUGCCGCCGCCGCGGCUGCUACGCUGCCCCCUCCCGGCGGGCUGAGUGCGGCGGACGUGAAGCAACUGGAGGAGAAGGGCGCGCCCAGCGUCGAGCAGUCCUCCAAGCGCAAGUUGGGCCUGCUCAACCUCUUUGCCGCGGCCGGGCUGGGCAGCAGCAGUAGCAGCAGCAGCAGCAACAGCAACGGCAGUAGCAGCGCUGCGAGCAACGUGCUACUGCCGGUGGCGGCUGUGCUGCCGCACCUGCUGGCCGCGUCGGUGGACCCUAACGAGCCCGUGUCCAGGCGUGCCGAGGAGCUGGUCAAGCGCUCCGCCGCCCUGGACCCGGGCCGUCCCGCCGCCGACCUCGACUCCCCCGACCUCAUCCGCACACUGCUGCAGCUCUUCCACGGCGGCGGCGGCCCGCGGCUCUUCAGCGACGACCCGCCGCCGCCAACAACACCCGCCAGCCCCGACAUCGUGGCGGCACCGGCGGCGCCCGCGCUGCGGUCCAAGCUGGCGUCGGUGUUUUGCAGGAGCAUCACGUUCGCCAACACCUUCCCCGCCUCACUGCUUACGAUCCAGGAGUGUGUCAUGCCCUUUCAGCUGCCAGGCGGUGCCUCCGUGGCCACUGCAGCGGCCGGUGGCGGCGGCGGCGGUGGCGGCGUGUUCGGCCGUCUGCGGCAGCAGGGCCUGGAGCUGUGUGUGUGGGUGUUCAAGCACGCGGGGCGGCACCAGCUGAGAGCGAUGGGGCCCACCGUGCUGCAGGGUCUGCUGGACACGCUGGACGCCUCCGCGCCUGCGGGCGGGGGCGGGGGUGUGGGCGCCAUGGACCCAAACACCAUGACGCUGCGGGGAUUUGCCUACCAGGCCAUUGGCAGUCUGGCCCAGCGAGUGCCAGACCUGCUGCGACCGCGCAUUGACAUCGCGCGCCGCUUCUUCGCGGCCCUGGCCGACGAGCCGCCCGGCGUGCGCGCCGCCGUGCAAGAGGCCACCGGCGCCCUGUCCCGCGCCUUCGUGGUGGGGCCCGCGCCCGCCCCCUCCCACCACUCCUCCUUCCGCCAAACGGGCACCACCAGCCCCGCGCCGCCCUCCGGCGCUGCUACAGCCUCCUCUGCCGGCGCCGCCGCCGCCGCGCUGCUCGCCAGCGGCAGCUACAGCCCCGGGGCGGGCGCGACGCCGCGCAGCUCCACCUCCACGGGGGCGGGCGUGCCGGGCGCGGCAGACGUGGUGGUGCAGCAGCUGGAUGAGCUGCUGCUGGAGAGCGUGAGGAGCCACAAGGACGCAGUGCGGUUGGCGGCGGUGCAGUGGGCAUGCCGCCUGUUCCCCUUCGAGCACGUGCCGGCCCGCUGGGUGUGUGUGCUGGCGGCGGGCGACGCGCGGCACGAUGUGCGGGAGGAGGCGCUGAAGGGCCUCAGGCCGCCCAAGGGCCUCGGCGGCGGCGGUGGUGGUGCAGCGGCGGCGGCGGUGGCGGCAGCGGCGGACGCUGCUGGGGCGGCGGGGGCGGCGGGGUCGGGCGUGGGGCGGCUGCCGUCGCUGUACUGCCUUCUGAAGUAUGUGCGGGCGCGGCUGCCUCGCCUGCGCCAGCCUGCGGACCCGCUGGCCCCGCUGCCGCUGCCGCCCCGCGCCUUCCUGGCCCUGCUGGGGCUGCUGCGCUCCUGCCGCGGCGUGACGCCCACACCCGAGGAGCUCGGCACCGAUGACGACGACAGCGGCGGCGGCACUGGCGGCGGCGGCGGCUUUGGUAGCGGGGGCCUGAUGACGCCCAUUCCUGAGGCCGCGAGUGGUGCAGGUGGCGGUGCAGGAGCAAUGGAUGUGGAUGGGGAUGGCGUGGUGAGCGUCGUCAAGCCGGGAGGAGCAGGAGGAGCAGGAGGAGCCGACGACAUGGACGCGGAGGGGCCCGCCACACGCGGCCCGGCGGCGGCGGCGGCCAGCCUGGAUCCGGGUCUGGUCGCAGGAGACGCGGCGUCGGUCCUGUCUGCUUACGCGAGUGCGCUGGAGGCCGGGCUGUGCCGCGUGGAGGGCAGCUCCGAGGUGACGGCGGCGGCGCUGGAGGCGCUGCUGGAGGCGGCGGCGGAGGACGGCCGCGGCGUGGUGGCGGGGAGGUACCCGGGCCGUGUGUCCUGGCUGCGCGGCUUCCUGGCCCACACGGACGCGGGGGCGCGCGCCGCCGCCGCCAAACUGCUGGGCAGCCACGUGGCGCCCGCGCUGGAGCCGGCGGCGGCGCAGGAGCUGCUGGCGUCCCUGGUGGCCCAGCUGGCCCCCAUGCUGGGCAAGUCGGCAGUAGCAGCAGCAGCAGCAGCAGCAGCUACUGCUGCUGCGGGUGGCGGCGGCGGUGCUACAGCCGCUGCCGUCAGCACCAGUGUGAAGCAGGAGGAGGCGGAGGGUGUGAUGCUGGCGACGGGUCUCAUCCUGGCGAGUGUGGGCGCGCACGGCGCCGCCGCCGCCGGCCGCGCCCUCGCACUAACCGACGCAGGCGCCGCAGCCGCCAUCAACGCCCUGGUCACCAUCCUCUCCGCCGUCGGCAGUAGCACCAGCACCACCAGCACUGCUACUGCCGGUUCCGCUGCUGCUGCUGAUGGCAGUAGCAGCAGCACUGCCACUGCUACUGCCGCUGGCGGCGGCGGCGCUCCCGCGGCGGUGGCCAUCCUUCGCGCCACCGCAGCGCUGGCGCUGUCGUACGCGUGUGGGUGGGGGCUGCAGCCAGCGCUGCUGGAGCCCUCGACCACUGCUGCGGCUGCUGCUGCUGCUGCGGCGGCGGCUGUGGAGUCGGCGGCGGCCACCGCAGGUGGUGGUGGCAGCGCCGCUGCAAUGGAGACGGAGUCCGCAGCAGCGGCGGCGGCGGCGGCGGUGGCGAGCACUUCGGCGGCAGGCGGCAGCGCCGCGGCGGAUGCGGCGAAGGCGGCGGCGACGAAGGCGGAGGUGGCGGAGGCGGAGGCGACGAAGGCGGAGGCGGCGGGGUCGCGGCGUGUGGUGGAUGACGUGGUGACGCGUGUGGUGGAGCUGCUGGGAGACAAGGACGUCAAGGUCGCGUCGCGGGCCGCCGCCGCCGCAGGCUUCUUCGCCGGCGGCUGGGCGGGCAGUUGGGCUGCUACUGCCACUGCCACUGCUGCUGUCACUGCUGCUGCUGCUGCUACUGCCGAUGCUACAGCCGCCACUUCCACUGCUGCUGCUGCUGCUGCUGCCACUGCCGGGGGUUGCGACGUGGACUCGCGCGUGUCUCGGGUGCUGGUGGCCGGGCUGUUGGGGACGGCCGCCAACAAGUCGGAGGACGUGCAGUUCGCAGUCGGCGAGGCGCUGGCCUGGGCGUUCGGGGGCCUGGGCCUGGAGCCGGCCGGGCCCCCCGUGCGCCUCGUGCUGAGCCGCAACUUCACAACCCUGGCCGACGACCUCACCGCACGCGGCGGGCAGGCGGCGGCGGCGGCGGGCGGCGGCGGCGGCGGCGGCGGAGGCGGCGGGGGUGCUGCAGAUGACCCCAUGGAGUCGGAGGAGUCACUGGAGUUGGAGGCGCCGGUGUCUGGCGCUGUGGCGGCGCUGCGUGAGUCUGCCCUGCAGCGGCUGCUGUCGGACAUGGUGGUUAGCCCGAGGUCCGAGGUCCGCUGCGCCGCCGCGGUAUGGCUGGUGAGCCUGCUGGGCUUCUGCGGCCGUGCGGCGGCGCUGAGGGGCCCCGCACUGCCCAAGAUCCAGGAGGCCCUGAGUGGGCUGCUGGGUGACCCCAACGAGCUGACGCAGGAGAUGGCCAGCCGCGGCGUGAGCCUGGUGUACAGGCUGGGGGACGCGCAGGUGCGGGAGCAGCUGGUCAGCAGCCUGGUGUCAGUGCUGCAAGGCGGCGGCGGCGCGGCGGGCGGCGCCGCCGGCCGCAACGUCAAACUCACAGCGGACACCAAGGUGUUUGAGGAGGGCGCGCUGGGCGCGGCGCCCGGCGACAAGGGAGACAAAGGCGGCAGUAGCAGCGCCAGCGGCAGCGGCGGCAGUAGCGGCGGCCUGUCCACCUACAAGGAGCUGUGCGCGCUGGCCACAGACCUGGGACAGCCCGACCUGAUCUACAAGUUCAUGGAUCUAGCCCACCACGCCGCCGCGAUCAACAGCCGCCGCGGCGCCGCCUUCGGCUUUGCCGGUAUCGCCCGCCUGGCCUCCCGCCACACCGCCGCGGCCGGCGGCGGCGGCGGCGGCGGCCCCGAGGCUCUGCUGUCGAAGCACCUGUCCACCUUGAUCCCCAAGCUGUACAGGUACACGCACGACCCCAACCCCAAGGUGGCUGAGGCCAUGGUGGCCAUCUGGCGGGCCCUGGUGGACGACCCACGGGCCACCCUGGACAAGCACUUCGGCGCCAUCAUGAUCGACCUGCUGCGCGAGGCGGGCGGGCGGCUGUGGCGCAACCGCCAGGCCGCCUGCGCCGCCCUGUCAGACCUGCUGCAGGGCCGCAGGUGGCCUGAGCUGGCGCCGCACUUCGGCCAGCUGUGGACCAUGACAUUGCGGGCCAUGGACGACAUCAAGGAGUCGGUGCGCCGGGCCGCGCUGCAGCUGGCGCGCACCGUGCGCGGCCUCACGCUGAGGCUGGCGGACCCGCAGCACACGCCCACACGAGACUGUUCCUCGGCGGUGGGAGUGGUCAUGCCCAUUCUGUUGGAGCAGGGCCUGGCCAGCAGCGUCAACGAGGUCCGGGCUCUGGCGGUGGACGUGUUGGGCUCGAUCGCCAAGGCCGCGCCGGCGGGUGCGCUGCGGCCGCUGCUGCCGGCGCUGGUGCCGGCGCUGUUGGAGGCGCUGAGCAGCCUGGAGGACGUGAGGCUGAACUAUGUGGAGCAGCAUGCGGAGCGGCUGGGGCUGGAUGCGGAGAGGCUGGAGGGCGCUCGCGUGGCGGCGGCGCGGGCCUCACCUCUGGGCGACACGCUGGACCUGGCGGCGCGCCUGGCCGACCCGGGCUGCCUGCCGGAGCUGGUGCCCGCACUGCUGGGAGCCAUAAAGCGCGGCGUGGGGCUCAACACAAAGGUGGGCACGGCACGUUUCAUCCGCAACAUGGCCUCCCGCCCCGGCGCCCUGUACGCCGGCGGCGGCAGUAGCAGCAGCACCCCCGCCGGCGACGCGGCCGGCGGCAGUAGCAGCGGUGUCGGCGGCGGCAGUAGCGCCGGCGGCAGUAGCGAGCCGCUGCUGAAGCCGCACGUGGGUCCGCUGCUGCGGGCGCUGGUGGCGGCGGUAGGCGGCGAGCGCAGUGCUACCGUGCGGCGGGCAUACGCGGCGGCGGCGGCGCAGGUGGUGCGUCACGGCGGGGACAAGCGGCAGGACAAGUUCGUGAGCGAGGCCCUGGCCAGCUACAGCGACACAGGGGCGGACGCAGACGCGCGGUGAGCGUUGCAUGGGCGCUGGGAGAUGUGCUGGGAGAUGUGCUGGGAGAUGUGCUGGGAGGUGUAGGGUAGGAGGGGGCGUGGAGAAGCACACGGGGAGGGCGGCGGCCCACGAGCAGCAACAGGGCAAGAGGACUUGGAAGAGGUUCAUAAUGUGUGAAGAGGUUGCAGCACGAGGACUGCAAAGGAA